Molecule: messenger RNA, 5326 nt
Organism: Brassica rapa (field mustard)
Lineage: Eukaryota; Viridiplantae; Streptophyta; Magnoliopsida; Brassicales; Brassicaceae
Product: translocase of chloroplast 120, chloroplastic-like
Source: RefSeq, a predicted model, not a curated record
CACUUGGAGCUCUUGGUGGCGUUUGGUUCACUGAAGGAUUUUCUUUUUGAUGGUUGUGAACAGGUCAGAUAUGGAAGAGAAGAAGCUUGCAGACGAUAGAGUCAGCGAUGAGCAAGUAAAGAUAACUGAAUUGAUGGUUUCUGAUGUUGAUGCGAGGGAUACCGAAGAUGAGGUCUUUGAGGAAGCUAUCGACAGUUCGAAGCCUGAAUCUUUCCAAGCCGAUGAUGGGUUACACGAGGAUUUGCCUUCAGAGGAAGUGAAAGUGCCAGAGGUUAAUGGAGAGAGCCAUGGUGAGGCAAACCUGCAACAUAUAGCUACGGGAGAGGCUGUACCAGGUUUUGUGACUUCCCAAAUGAAUGGUGAUGAAGGGGAAGCAGGUGUAAGGAAUGUCAGCGAGACAGCUACACUUUCUUUUUCUGAAAAUGGAAUCGUCUCCCCUGAGAAGAAAGCUGUUCUCCUCUCUUUCGGGUCAGAGAAGAAGCUUGGAGAUGAUAGAAUCAUCCAUGACCAAGUAGAGAACAAUAUAUUACUGGUUUCUGAUGUUGAUGCGAGGGAUACCUAUGAUGAGGUCUUUGUGGAAGCUAUUGACGGUUUCCAAGCCGAUGAUGGGUUGCACGAGGAUUUACCUUCAAAGGCAACUCCUGAACAUUCCAUGGAUGAUCUGGAAGAAGAGAAUAUCAAUGACAAGGAAGUGAAAGAUUCCAAGGUUAGUGGAGAGACCCAUGGUGAGGCAAACCUGCAACAUAUAACUGAGGGAGAGGCUGCACCAGGUUUUGUGACUUCCAAAAUGAAUGGUGACGAGGGGGAAUCAGGUGCAGAGCAUGUGAACGAGAAAGUUACAUGUUCUUUUUCUGAAAAUGGAAUCGUCUCUCCUGAGAAGAAACAGCUGGUGGCUGAAGUGAUCGAGGAAACAAGGAAUGAUGGUACUGAAGAGGAAAACAAGGAGGAAAAUGUUGAUGUAUCAGCUGGUAUGGAAACAGAACAAGAGGCUGGGAAACGUGAAGGAUCAGAUAAGGAUUGCUUUGAGAAUGAGUCUGGGGCACAAAGAAAUGGUGGAGACCUGGUAUUGGCAAGACUCAGAUUGGAAUCUAUAUUUCCCCGGUCAUACCAAUGUCAUCAACUCUGGAUCAAGAAGGGUAAGUGACAAUUACUUCUAGGAACCAUCUCAGAGUGUAUUGGCAACUGGUCUCAGCUUAAAAAUCUGUAAGGUCAGCAUUCAUCAAAAAAAAAAUAUUUCUACUUUGUAUCUCUGCACCAUCUAAACUGUUUCAGUUAACCAUAUAAUAAACAACUGCAGUUGAUUAGCAAAUGGAAACUAAAGCAGGACUCAUGUUUAAAGCGAUUUUUUUUUUGAUAAGACUGGUAUAAGCAUCAUCCCAAAUCUUAUCCAGAAACGGCAUCAAUACCCUGUAUUUUCUGAUGUUUCAGUGACCAUUUCUAAAAGCCAUGUGUCAGUGACUUUCACCGAUUGUAACGACUUGGUGUAACUGUGUGCAGGCACAAUAGAACACAAACUGUGUGUGAUCUGGCGUGUAGAAAAGGACUUGACGUCCUCGACCUUCCACCUGAUAUCCAACCACACUUGAGAAGGAGUACUUCAAGAACCAUCAUUGUCUCUAAAAUCGUACAUGGGAAAACUCUCCAUAAGUUUGGGGCAUGUAACUGGUACACACUGAUACGUACUCCUGCAGGAUAUGUACAUUCUUAUAUGUUCAUUUUCUUCAUCAUAUUUAGAUUAAAGGGGCAGUAACCUUGAAGAAGAUGAUAGGGAUGGGUUUUCCUUUGUUAGACGUGAUAUACCCGUAACCCGCCACUAGCGCCGAAAAGCCUUCUGGCUAAGGUUGUGAAGUUGUUCAGCCGUCUACUAAGCUUCUGCCAGUUGCUCCGAUGGGAGUUGUUGGUCGGAGGUGAUUGUAUCUUUCACAUAAUUGGAAUCGCACAUGACAAAUCAAGUUGGCUUCUCGAUGCUUCCUGCAGUCAUUUAUGAAAGCUCAUGGAUCUCUGAAGAUAUCAGCAAUUGGGAAUUGGUCAGUUCUCUUACAGUGUCAGAUGACUUUCUGUGCUGCUAUUGUGCCAAAUACCAAACGUAUCAGUGUUAAACUUAGUAAAGCUAAUACAAUCCAAUUUUUCUUCUUUGUAUGUGUUCUUUACAUUAAAAGAACAAGAUUCUACGGUGAGAUCGAGUUGAGAUACCUCAUCGGCAAAACCUUGAUGGAACCAUUGUUAUAUGCUUCUUCUGAGUUAUCUCUGGCUACAAGAUUCUGAAAUCGUAACUUGAAGCUCCAUGGUAUAGACCCAAAACAAUGUGUACGUCAAAAGCUAAUGUGCCACAUAAUUUUUUUUGUUAUGUUUGGUGUAAAACCACACUUUUUUCUUACGUCUAUUAUCUCCAAAUUGUCUGGUUGAUAUAUAGCUUACAUAGUUUCUCAAAUUUUGGCAUUCUUUUUACUACUUAGAUGAAUGAUAUGUAACUCGCUAAAAACAUUUAUUAUUGCGACAAAAAAAACCACAUAUUCAUAUAUGUUUAUUCCACAUAGAAUAUGUUGGAGGUCAAAAAGUUUGUAGGUGUUGUGUCAGCCUCCUACUAAGCUAAUCGUGCUUGCAGAUAAUCACCAUAAUCCUCAAUGCUCACCAUUACUGAUCAUCUUGCUUAGCCCCUUACUUCCUCAUCUUAACAAGUGAAAACAAUUUAAUUUUUGUUAAAUAUAACAACAGAAUCAUUUUAUCAUAUAAAGAAUCUAAACAUAAGAGCAUGACCAGCUGCCAGUAUCUGAAUUUGAGUAUUUGGCUCAUUUAUUAUUAUUAUUAUUUUAUUAUGAUUAUAUUAAGUAAUUAAGUUUUAAUUAGAAAAGAAAAAUGAAAUUAAUAAAAAAAAAGACAUGUAGGCAGUAGAGGUUCAGUAUAGAUUCUAAAAACUGUGGUUUCAGAUACUCUUUUUUUAUAUUUUUAAUUAUUUAAUAACAUAUUUGUAGAUAGACAUUCUUUUUCAUCUCUCCUUCCAUUUCCGGGCCUUGUGGAUGCUCUAAAAAGGAAGAAAAAUCAACUAAAAGAGAUGAACCUUAUAGAGAGUGUUGUGACCAAAACUCAUCUCUGUUUUUUUUUUGUUGCUAAAUUGUAAAUGUCAUUGCAAGGUUUGGUUACAUGUUAAUGCUACCCAAUUUGCUUUUCAGCAAUUCUGAAAGCUUAGGGGUAAAUAUUGCUUUUCAGCCAUUGUAAAACUCAUCUCUGUUGGUUUUAUUGAGGUAAAUAUCUAUGUGUCUUAUUUAUAGUUAUGAUGGAAUGAGGAAGUUAUCAAGUUAUCUCCUAAGAAUCAUGUAGAUGUUUAUCAUACUUGGGCUACAUGGCUUCAUGUAUCGACAGUCGUAAUCGGGAGAGUAUCGUGAAAGCUAUCUAUAAAUGUUAUUUAGCACUUAUAUAAUUCCUGAUCAUACUUGAAUAAGAAAAAUAUAGUGGGACAUCAUAUUCCAAGAUUGAAAAUUUUAAGAAUUUGACUUAACAAAUCUAGAAACUAUAAAACCAAAAGUUGUUGUUAAACGAGACUUUCUAAAAAGAAAAGAAAAAUAUUCAUUUCAGUUUAACUAAAAAAAACAAUUUCCAGUCAAGUAAAUUCAGCUAUUAAAUUAUAAAAUUUAUUUAUUUAAAAUUAAUUUGAAUACAAUGUAAAACGAUAAAAAUUUACAUAGAAGUGAAAAAUAAAAAAUUUAACAAAUUCAAAAUAUAUAAAAUUUUAUACAAAUUACAAAAUGUUUUUCCCCUGAAAAUAACCGAAUAGCAAUGUAUCUUAAACAAGUUCAGAUAUUCAUACUAAAAGUAACCAUAUUACCCAAUUUAGUUCAAGUAUUUUGUAUCCAAACUAUCCAAAUGUACCAAUAAUAACCAAAAAAAAUCAUUAUAUACACUUUUUGAGAAUUUUUAUUCACGCUAUCCUAUUUUAACCGAAAACACACAAAAUAUUGAAAUUACCUAAUAUAAUUAACUUAUGAUUUUAAAUUAUAUUAUUAAAAUACUUAUAUGUACAAUUGUAACUAAUAUUUUUAGAUAUAUAUAAAAAAUUUGGAUAUCUUCGGUUACUCAUUUGAUUCUUGGUUUAGACCAUAUUGGGUUCCGGAUCUUCGGAACAUCAAUUUAAAACCCAUUCGGUUAUUUACCACAUAUCUGAUCGAGUUCGGAAGCCUGAUUUUUGGGUUGAUUUAGGUCGGAUCUUCGGGUCUGGAUAUUUUGUGUAGCCCUAAUUUUACUAUUAAAAUAGUUGAGUUAUGAAUUCAUAUAUUUCAUAAUCUUUCAAAUGUUAAAAAUUUGAAUUAUUUUGUUUAAUAGUUCAUUAUUUUUCAAAUAAUUAUAUUUUUUUACAUAACUCUAAAAUCUCGGGCUUGAUUUUUAAUAUUUUGUUAGUUAAUUGUGUUACAUAUAAUAGAAAUAAUUAUACAAAAAUUCACAUAUAAAUAAAAAUGAUAAAUGUAGCAAAUUUAAAUAUAUUAUCCGCGCGUAGCGCGGAGAAAGGAUCUAGUUAAAAAUAAAAGUCGUAAAGCAAACUUGUAUAUAUGAUCAAGGAUAUCAAGAAAACUACAAAAGAAUGUUUACAAGUGAGAACAUCAAGAACAACUCUAAGCCGUGACAGACAAGUAAAAACAAACUCUAAAACAAAGAUUUUGAACAUACUAUUUGUAUAGCCUUAUAUCAUACAUGAACAUGAUCAACUAUGAACUAUAAUCUAUGAUCACCAGAGUCAAGUUUUUUUUUUCUUCCAGAAGCUGUACAGAGAAAAAUGAGAGAAGAAUUGAUUUGCCCUUUUUUGAUCCGUUUUAUGGUAGUUUGCAGGAUUCAAUUACUUCCAUCACUGCUUUAUGGGUCUCCGGAGGGAUCAUGUUUAGAGUUGUGUGAAAUGUUCAGAGAACAAAGUUACACUAAAGAAUCUUGAGAUUUUUCUCUAGCCUGAAACCGAGUAGCCAUAAGAGGUUAAAGAGUCACGUACCACAAAUACACUAGAAACGUGCUUAGAUCUAAACAAUCCCUCGGCCCAAUACUAUAAGAUUUACCACUUAGUUACUAAUUCAAGUAAAUAAAACCCUUAUCAUAGUGAAUAAAACAAAACCACCUUCUGUGCUUCCACAUUUACGAAAUCAGUAAUACAACCUAAAAUCAUAAACAAAAUAAUAGUUCGUAACUUUGGACAAUGGUAAAAGUUAGCAAACACAUCAUAACUAAAAAACCAUAGUUCAACAUUCUGGACAACGCAAUUUCCAAGUCUUAUUUCCAAAGUCAUUACUAGAUGGUUCAUAGGGAUUUUCAUUUUAAUAAAUAAAUUUUGAAAAGAAAAAAAAAUUGA